This is a messenger RNA of Penaeus indicus, 1010 nucleotides long. RefSeq lists its product as uncharacterized. The transcript is spliced from 3 exons. Gene Ontology annotation, cellular component: mitochondrion; cytoplasm. The record is from RefSeq and is a predicted model, not a curated record. The coding region runs from base 105 to 635 and encodes 176 amino acids. Lineage: Eukaryota; Metazoa; Arthropoda; Malacostraca; Decapoda; Penaeidae. Gene Ontology annotation, biological process: mitochondrion organization.
CCAUCAAUAUAACACAGAUUGCUGGAGGAAGCCUGGCUCUACCCUUUGGACUUGGUGUGGACGAUUAUCUGUUUGACUGGGUAAAGGGACACAAGCCACACCUGAUGUCUGUGAGCAGUGCUUGCGACAUCAGUGUUGAUCCAGUCAGUGAAGUGCAGGUCAUUAGAGGUGUUCAGUCAUCAAGGCUAGUAAGUCCAGACACAAGACUACCUCCUGGGGUUCACUAUACAAGUGCAGCUCAGCUUUACCGGAGCUUCCUAGAGGAGUCUGAGGCACCACCAAGCUUACGUUUCAUAACCAGUGUGCGAGACUCUUUGAAGGUCAGCACACCAUUUCCUUCCAUCUUCUCUGAAAAGCUGUCAGAGGACGGUUUGCUUGUACCAUCGAACAGUUCUUUCAGUGCCACAUCAGUUAAAAGCUCUCCGUGUGUUGCUGGACUUCAUCAGGGAGGAAGCAUAGGCACCCUCUUGGAACAGCUGUUAGGGAGUGCCCAGAAUCUUGACGUGACGAAAGUGCCGCAGUUGAUAGACGAAGGCUUGGAUAAAGAAGGAUGGUCAAGUGUCCUGGAAGAGUUAAAGAAGCAGAAACUCAACUAUUGUAAUAAUGAAGAAAUGGAGAGUUCUGAUGAUGAUUGACCUGGUUCAAAAGUUUUGUUUAGGUAAUUGCUCAGAUAACCAUUAAAGAAAAUUAAUUGUCUCACAGGCUUAACUAAUAUACAGCAAACUAUGAUACUCAUAAAACUAAUUUCAGAUAAAUGGCCCUGAAAUUAUUUUAAUGUGCCUUUAUUAUAUAUCAAGUGAACAUAGCAUUAUUAUAAUUUUUUUUUUUAAUAUUUAAUAUUUAAUUUAAUCUUACAUUUGAGCACACUAAUAAACUUAAAGGCAGGUCUUUCAUAAUUAUGAUGUAUGAUCUCAUCUCUCCAUGAUAUAACAAGAUUGUAAAUAUUUUUUAUCCAAAAUACAAAAAAUGUAAAAAUACUAAACAAAAAUAAACUCUGUCUAACAGUGAAA